AUCUUUGACCCUGGAUCUGCAUGACGUUUCCGUUUCUGACUUUUUCUGACUGAUAGAAAAGUUUAGCCUCAACUCAAUUUGCCUAGAAAAAGGCAACACUGCUGCUGUUCCUUAGGACCUAGUUAGGCACGAAAAAUGGCGACUUUGUUCCCUCGUUCUCUUGGCCUUGCUGAAAAUUUAUUUUUAAAAAAUGGACCUAAGAUACUGGCCACAACAUCAGGUAGCAGGCUACCAAAUAAACAACAGGUCAGACAUCUAAAUGUCCAUGAAUAUAUCAGCUAUACAUUACUGCGUGAUCAUGGCAUACCUGUUCCAAAAUUUAAUGUUGCAAAAACCAAGGAAGAUGCAGUUAAGUUUGCUACUGAACUCAACACCAAAGAUAUUGUACUCAAAGCACAGGUCCUUGCGGGAGGUCGUGGAAGGGGAUCAUUUAAAAAUGGUCUUAAAGGAGGUGUUCGCAUGGUUGAUAGUCCACAAGUUGCGGGUGAUAUUGCUGGUAAAAUGUUGAAACAAUACUUGGUGACCAAACAGACAGGGGCAGCUGGUCGUAUUUGUAACAUGGUAAUGGUUACUGAGAGAAAGUUCCCUCGCAGGGAGUUCUACGUAGCUAUCAUGAUGGAACGUAGUUUCAAUGGACCUGUGAUAAUAGCAUCAUCACAAGGUGGUGUGAACAUCGAGGAUGUUGCUGCAGAGAACCCUGAUGCCAUCACCUAUGAGCCCAUUGAUAUUAUGCAGGGCAUCACAGAUGAACAAAUAUCCCGAGUUGUCAAGAAGAUUGGACUCGGUGAUCAGGGGGAGGAAGCUCACGGAUUGAUUAAAAAAAUGUAUGAUCUGUUUUUAAAAAAAGAUGCCCUACUGAUUGAAGUGAACCCUUAUGCGGAAGAUGCACUUACUGGCAAAUACUUCUGUUUGGAUGCCAAGUUCCGUUUCGAUGACAAUGCAGAUUUUAGACAGAAGGAAUUAUUUGCUCUGAGAGAUAUCACUCAGGAGGAUCCAAAGGAAAUUGAGGCAGCCAAGUUUAAUCUCAAUUAUAUUGCUCUUGAUGGUAACAUUGGGUGCAUGGUGAACGGAGCGGGGCUGGCCAUGGCCACCAUGGACAUCAUCAAGCUGUACGGCGGAGACCCCGCCAACUUCCUCGACGUGGGCGGCGGCGCCACCGCACAGGCUGUCUCCGAGGCGUUCAAGAUCAUCCUGUCCGACCCGAAGGUGUCUGCCAUCCUGGUAAACAUCUUCGGCGGCAUCAUGCGCUGCGACGUGAUCGCGGAGGGCAUCGUCACCGCCGCCAAGAACCUCAACAUACAGAUACCGGUCAUCGUGCGUCUGCAGGGUACGAAGGUGAACGAGGCCCGCAAGCUGAUAGCGGAGUCGGGGCUGCGCAUCGUGCCGCGCGACGACCUGGACGAGGCGGCGCAGCUCGUGGUGCAGCUCUCUGAGAUCGUGGCGCUCGCCAAGAAGGCCGGCGUCGAGGUGAAGUUCGACAUACCGCGAUACAUGAUCGACCAGUAGACUACAACGUACCCGGGCAAAUGUAUAGUAACCAAAGUCUUUUAAAAUAUCUUACCCGCUCAGUCAUGAGACCGUGAUUAAGAGCAGGUGAGAUAUGUGACAUGUUCUAUACCUUGUGUGCUUUUUAAAUAUUUUAUCGUAGGACAUUAUUGGGCGCAUAAAGCUUAAUUAUCUAGUUUUGUCAGUUAAUUGUCUAAAGCUUUUGGUAUCAAGCAAUUUGUUAGUGUUGUGACUAUUAAAAAUGUAUUUGACAUAAGUUCGUUGCUUGAUAAGCUAUUUGCGCGUGUAUCGUUAAAGGUUACCUCUCACUAACAAUGUUAAACACUAUCAUUUGCCUCGGACGACAGUAUUAGGUAUUUUCAUCCUAUUUAAUCUCACUUAGAUUGUUUCGAAUACUAAUCGUGUAAUUCAUUUUUGCUUACUUUGUAUAGAUUCGCAAGCGAAUUAUUUAUUGUAUUAUUGCAAUUGUAAACUUAAGGAUACAUUGUGAAUUGUAUUAUUUAUUUAAUAGUAGAAAUGUAAACACAUACACGUUGAUCAUUGGUUCAGGGUAUUUGAGACAUUUUUAGUGUUGCCAUUAUUAAAUUAUUUCAUUGUCUUUGGUAGAUUUUGCUGUGUUGAUUGAAAUUUUAUUUUUGUUUAGUUUACAACAUACAACUAAAACGAUAUGCCAAAUGAAAAUCAUCAUAUUUCAGUAUAAUUUCUAUCUUAUUUAUUGAGUCAACGCUAGGAAUAAGUAGAUAUUUUUUUAAUAGUUAAUUUGAAGUAUAAUAAUAUAUUACUGUACUACAUUCUACGCCAUUUACGAUCCGAUCCACGGUUUGUGCAAGUUUUGUAACAUUUUGUAUGUUUACAAAUAAGUAAAGUUGUAGAAUGCUAGUGCCACUUGUAUUUAUUUUGCAUAGUAUUAAAUGUUAAAAGACGUUAAUCCUGUCAGUUGUAAUUUAUAUCGAUAUUAAAAUAUAUUUGCAAUACUCUAAUACCCACAGUAUAAUUGUUUUUAAUAAUUGUAUUUAUGUACAUUGUUUGUAGAUACAAUUUGUUGUAGUAUUGAUGUUCAGUUUAUUGGAAACAAAGUACAAUAUGUACGUACCGUGAUUUAUUUAGUAACGUAUUAUUGUUGUUACAAGUAAUAAAUUCAUAACAUUACAUCCAA
Messenger RNA from Papilio polytes (common Mormon), 2662 nucleotides. RefSeq names its product succinyl-CoA ligase [ADP-forming] subunit beta, mitochondrial (gene ScsbetaA). The record is from RefSeq and is a predicted model, not a curated record. The transcript is spliced from 10 exons. Bases 136 to 1506 code for a protein of 456 amino acids. Gene Ontology annotation, molecular function: metal ion binding; succinate-CoA ligase (ADP-forming) activity; ATP binding. NCBI's taxonomy places the organism in Eukaryota, Metazoa, Arthropoda, Insecta, Lepidoptera, Papilionidae. Gene Ontology annotation, biological process: tricarboxylic acid cycle; succinyl-CoA metabolic process. Gene Ontology annotation, cellular component: succinate-CoA ligase complex; mitochondrion.